Molecule: messenger RNA, 996 nt
Organism: Caenorhabditis elegans
Lineage: Eukaryota; Metazoa; Nematoda; Chromadorea; Rhabditida; Rhabditidae
Gene: F14D2.15
Product: BTB domain-containing protein
Exons: 7
Coding region: 39-938 (299 amino acids)
Source: RefSeq, marked reviewed
UUUUUAAAGUCGAAAAGAAAAAUUAUCUCCGUCACAAAAUGAGCAAUUCAAAAAAGGAAUUCGUCCUGCGAUUCAAUUUAAAAAAAACCUGGCUCAUGAAGAAAACAGAGCAUUAUACUAGUGAAGAGGAGGAUCAUUUCGGUAUUAAAUGGUGGCUGCGCGUAACUCGUGAUGAUCAAUUUCUCUACGUAGAUUUGGGAAAAAGUGGAACGGGAUCCACUAAUUUUCAUGGAAACUUCAAUGUUCGUGUCGAAUCGGAUCAUGGAGUAAUUUCAGAGAAUUUCAAGUUUUCUGGAAGCAAAAGCGAUGCUGAAAUACCGUCAACUUCCAAUCGUUGCGAAUCUUUCAAAUGGAGCAAUUUGGAUUAUUCAAAAUACCUUUCCAUCGAAGGACACGUGGAAAUUAUCGAUAUGACCGGCUAUCAUGAUUUCCAGAAGCGUGUGGAUUUCGGUAGUGACGUCACUAGACGGUUCGCUGAUACAGUGCUUAUUGUGAGAGGACAGAGGUUUUAUGUUCUGAAACAGCACCUCGCUCUGCAUUCUCCAUAUUUUAAAAAUCUCCUCAAAGAAUGUACAUUGGAUUCAGAAAUUCAACUUCCCGAUGUGGAUACAGAUGAUUUUCAGAAAUAUCUGGAAAUUUUGUACGGAUUUUCUACUAUUCAUGAUAAUUUCGUCGAAGGAAUCCUGCUUCUCGGUAAAUUUUUCGAGACGGAGAGAAUUAUUACGGCUUGCGAGAACUUUUUAAUCGAUAAAUCGAGCAAAUCAAUAAGAAAAUUGUUCGAGUUAUCUAAUAAAUUCCAUUUGAAGAAGCUUAAUAAGAAUUGCGUUGAAAACAUCAAAACAUCGACGGCUCUUCGUCUCAUGCUUCCACCGGACGUUCUCACCAUUCAUCAUACUGCAAUAGUCGAGCUUUUCCGAAGAUCUUUGCAAUUUCAUUGAUUUUUUCCCUCGAUUUUUAAAUGUAUAUUCCAAUGUUUUAAUGAAUGAUCACUCUUCG